Molecule: messenger RNA, 586 nt
Organism: Bombyx mandarina (wild silkworm)
Lineage: Eukaryota; Metazoa; Arthropoda; Insecta; Lepidoptera; Bombycidae
Product: ragulator complex protein LAMTOR4 homolog
Source: RefSeq, a predicted model, not a curated record
AUGGCUGUAUUGGCUAUCUUUUCUUUGCCAAUCCAAUUGGACAAAACAAACAAAGAAAUCCAGGAAAUUGAAGUGGGUGCUAUAAUGGAUAAAAUUCCAGACCAAAUCGGCUACCUGGUGUUGACAGAGGACGGUGCUGUCCUUGAAUCUGGUGGAGAACUUGAGAACGACGAACGUAUCGCAACUAUAAUAACUGAUCUCAUCACCCUAUCUAAUGAGGUUGAUUCAGUUGCAUUUGGACCAAGUGAGAAUUUUAAGAAGAUUUCGAUAACGUUUGACGAUCAUUGGUAUAUUAUCUGUCUAUCUAAUAAAAAGAUUUCUGUUGUAAAACGCAAUAUACAUACUCCACUCAGAGAAAGUAAUGAAAUUAAUGUGUAGUAUUAAAAAAAGUAAGAAUGGCACGAAAUAUCUUGAUGAGUAGCCUUGAAAACGCGUCUUUCAAUAUUUUAAUACAAAUAUUAUUCAGGUGUAUUACAUUUAUUAUUAAUGCAUGGGUGAUCAGAAAUGUUGGUCAUGAAAUAUUGGGCAUAAUGAAUGUUAGGCUACUCCUUUUAGAGAGUACUAUAUUAUUCCUUAGUCGGGAACC